Molecule: messenger RNA, 663 nt
Organism: Miscanthus lutarioriparius
Lineage: Eukaryota; Viridiplantae; Streptophyta; Magnoliopsida; Poales; Poaceae
Source: the annotation of a GenBank genome assembly
AUGGAAGGGAAGGCCGCCGAGGCGCGUCGAUGUCGCGGCUGCGCCCACGCGCGGGAGCCUAGGCGCGCUCGCCGCAGCCUGCUCGCCAACUCUGUGCUGCUCCGUCUCAUCACCCUCGACCGCCGCUUCGACGACGUAAACGCCGCGGGCGGCGACCAUGCCGCUACCACAAGCGAUAUCCUCAGCGCGCUGGGCUUCGGCUACGCAGACGCCAAGGCCGCCGAGGCUCAGGGACGUCGGGACGGACUCGGAGCGGGGCGGGAGCGGCGCACACGAACUGUUGCGGACCGGCGCGAUUUUGUCCGAACGAGUCUUAAUUGGAAUUGGAUUGGAAAAAUCAAAUCAAAUCCAAGAUUUGGUUGGGAUAUCCUCACGAAUUUCCUCGACGUGCAGGAGAAGUUCCUGAUCCGCCGAGCAAAGUACAAACCUCACCUGAUAAGGAGUCCUUUGACAAAGCCCUCACAAAGGAGGUAUUUGCUGUUGCAGCUCGUGAUUGAUCUGAAGCCUGAAGGUACAGUUUCUGGAAUGCCAUCUAUUAACUUCCUCAUGUCAAUGAAGUUGCUUGCUACACUGGCUGCAAUUCGGUUGGAUGAGGCUGUUGGCAAUCAUUUGAUCCACGUGCCUCCAGUUCGUGGAAGAAGGUUCCUGAGGAGAAAACUUUAA